UCGCUAGACACGCGGUUAUCGGCUCUGAUUGGCUGAUGCUUUUAGCAGACAUGCAAUGUGCGUGUGCGUCUGUUGUAAAUUGUGCAUUGUCACGCGCUCAGUGUACGCAUAUGCGGCUCUAUUGUUUGUGUGUUUUAGACGCACACCCACCAUAUCAGGAGUGCUCCCAUAAUCAUUUUCGGGGGUUUAGGUCUCUUUUGGGACGGUUUGUCGCUUCUUCAAAAACAUGUAUUAAAUCACUAAAAAAUCAUAGAAAAAAAGUAAAGAAAAAAACCCAUUAUAUUUCAUUAGUAUAUUUCGUUAUUAUUUUUCAUUAUUAGACUGCUGUCUAUAGUUUCACCAGCUGCUCAUUUACCCAGCGGCUCAGCAGUUCAGUUGUUUAAUAUCAC
Ascoidea rubescens DSM 1968 is the source of this 389-nucleotide messenger RNA. RefSeq lists its product as uncharacterized. The record is from RefSeq and is a predicted model, not a curated record. The transcript has a single exon. NCBI's taxonomy places the organism in Eukaryota, Fungi, Ascomycota, Saccharomycetes, Ascoideales, Ascoideaceae. Bases 36 to 320 code for a protein of 94 amino acids.